AUGUCGUACUUCAUUCCGCCUGUAAACUACGGCAUGAUCGAAGAAGAACUAUAUCGCUCCGGACAGCCAAACGAGCUCAAUUUUCCGUUCCUCGAGCGGCUCAACUUGCGGACUAUAAUUUAUCUGGCGUUAGAAGAACCUAAUCCACAAUUUCAAAGCUUUGUCGAGGAGCAGGAGAUCCAGCUGGUGUUUCUGGGGGGCAAUACGCGCAUGGAGAGUCGCCGCAAGGCAUGGGAACCGCUUUCUGAAGAGACGGUGCUUGCCGCAUUAGAUAUUAUCCUCGACCGCUCAAAUUACCCGCUAUACAUGACGUGUCACCUCGGUCGAGACCGCACAGGUGCCGUGGUGGGCUGUCUGCGUAAGAUUCAAGGCUGGCAUCUGUCAUCGAUCUUUGAAGAAUAUCGGAGGUUUGCAGGCAGUAAGGUGCGACUACAAAAUGAGCAAUUUAUAGAGCUUUUCGACACGGACUUGGUAACAAUUCCCGUGAACCCGCCGACCUGGUUAAGAAAACAUUUGUAG
Molecule: messenger RNA, 519 nt
Organism: Plasmopara halstedii
Lineage: Eukaryota; Oomycota; Peronosporomycetes; Peronosporales; Peronosporaceae
Product: tyrosine-protein phosphatase
Exons: 2
Coding region: 1-519 (172 amino acids)
Biological process (GO): protein dephosphorylation
Molecular function (GO): phosphatase activity
Source: RefSeq, a predicted model, not a curated record